Dipodomys ordii (Ord's kangaroo rat) is the source of this 763-nucleotide messenger RNA. It is a transcript of the gene Mrpl55, whose product is annotated as mitochondrial ribosomal protein L55. The coding region runs from base 294 to 680 and encodes 128 amino acids. Gene Ontology annotation, cellular component: mitochondrial large ribosomal subunit. Gene Ontology annotation, molecular function: structural constituent of ribosome. The record is from RefSeq and is a predicted model, not a curated record. Lineage: Eukaryota; Metazoa; Chordata; Mammalia; Rodentia; Heteromyidae. Gene Ontology annotation, biological process: translation. The transcript has 4 exons.
UCGGCUCCGGACCCGGACCCGGGCGCUCUCCGUUUCACCGGUGGCCUUUCUUCCUCCGUAGCUCGGAGCCCGGGCAGAACCUGCGCGCCGGCUGGCUCGGAAAUCUUCCCGAACUCCUCCGUCCGUGCGGACUGCCUGGCAUCAGGCGUGAAGAAAAGGCAGCUCCGGAGUUCUUUCCCCGGAAGUGAGCAGACGCUCACUGAAAGGCUUCCCCAUCACGGACCCUGGGGCACAGACAAGCAGGUGUAUACAAGGUCCAGUGGUUGACGUUCCACCAGGACUCUUAAGGAAAGAUGGUGGCUGUGGGCAGCUUGCUUGGGUUGCUGUGGCAGAGGACUGUGAAGUCAGCAUCCUCUGUGCCUUGCUUUCUGCACACAUCUUCCCGGCAAGCUGAUAGCAACAGGGCGUCCAUCGCUCGUCUCCGUCGCCAGGCCUAUGCUCGCCUCUACCCAGUGCUGCUGGUCAAGCAGGAUGGCUCCACCAUCCACAUCCGCUACAGGGAGCCAAGGCGCAUGCUGGUGAUGCCACUAGACCUGGACACCCUGACUCCAGAGGAGCGCCGGGCCAGGUUCCGGAAACGUGAAGCCCUGCUCCAACAGAAGAAGGAGGAAGAGCCAGAGCUGGCCGACGGUUUUGACUCUGAGCAGUACCGACAGUUUUGGUCCAAGACCAGGAAGUAACUGUGGCUUGAAGGUGCCCCAGGGUGACUGUGAGGGCAGAGUUCUAUACCUGUAAACAAACUCCCAUGUUCUUGAAGCCAUCA